This is a messenger RNA of Ctenopharyngodon idella (grass carp), 4816 nucleotides long. It is a transcript of the gene znf653, whose product is annotated as zinc finger protein 653. Gene Ontology annotation, biological process: regulation of transcription by RNA polymerase II. Gene Ontology annotation, cellular component: nucleus. The coding region runs from base 7 to 1902 and encodes 631 amino acids. Lineage: Eukaryota; Metazoa; Chordata; Actinopteri; Cypriniformes; Xenocyprididae. Gene Ontology annotation, molecular function: transcription coregulator activity. The record is from RefSeq and is a predicted model, not a curated record. The transcript has 10 exons.
CAAAACAUGGCGGCGGUAAACACAGACUCCAAAGCCACCGGAGAGCAAAUUAAAGCCAUUUUACGCCGCUGCAGGGGUCGACCCCGGCUGACAGAUGCGGAUCGGGCACAGCGGCGGCUGGAAUCGCGGAAGAAGUACGAUGUGCGGCGGGUUUAUCUGGGAGAAGCACACCAGGUCUGGAGCGAGCUGCGCCGGCGCACGAGUAUGAGCGACGCGGGGCUCGCCGAGUAUUUAAUCCUUCUUAAUUCGGCAUAUGGAGAAAAAUACCAGCAGAAAUACGGCAGGAAGAAAUCCAUUCCUGAACAAUGCAGCAGUCACAGGAAAGGGAAGAAGGUGUCUGCCACCAGCUUGCAGAGCGUGGUGAACUGGUACCAGUGUCACCUCCAGUCCUGCCCGCAUGAGCCUGAGCUGCAGGCGGUGGAGCCCACUGUGGGUUUAUCUACAUCUGCACUGUGGCAGUGUGUGGCUGGUCACUCGUUUGUGCAGUACCUGUCUUGGCCUGCAGGGGGUGAGUCUGAGUCAGACGUGGAGGACAGUGCUGUGGAGAAAGAUGAGGAGGACAGGCCUCCAGAGAAGAAAGCUGCUGACAGUGAGCGUAUCAACACCAGGAGAAGGAGAUUGCAAAACCACGGGCAGCUUCAGGAUGCAGUCAAUGAGUUGGCAGACGAUGAUGAACAUGCGUCCCAGAUGGACCAUCAGAUGACCUGCACAUCCCUCAAUGAUCUCCCUGGUUCCCCUGCGGCCCACAGCAGUCCUCCCGCCUCAGAGCACUGUCUGGGUGACCAGGCCGUGUGGGAGAUGGAGGUGCUCAUGAACCGAGAAGCCGAGUCUGAUGGAAAAGCCUCGGAUCGGGAUGCGGCGAGAGAGGCGGACCCUGUCACAGAGCAGGCGGAUGGUUCAAGAACAUUAGAAAACAAGGAAAAAGGUAGAGGGGGCUCGGAGGAGAGAUAUGAAUGCAUGGUUGUCACAGCGCCCUUGACGGACAGGCGGGAGAGGGAGGAUGGAGAUGAUAGUUCUGGAAAAGGUGUAGAGGAGAGCAUCCCAUCGUUAGCAGCCUCCUCAGCGCAGAGCGAACUAUUUGAGGGUCAGGAUCUGCAGACGGUGAUGGGCGAAUGUGAACUACCGGACCAGCACUCUACUCUAGAAGGAUCUCAGCUGAUCAUAAUUACAGGCCCCAGUUAUGAGGCUCUGGCGUCUGAAGGCAUUCAGCUGAACGUGGGCAGCGGUGAUGUUGAGGAGGUCACAUGUACUCUGAUUGGAGACAUGUCGUAUAAUCAGAUGUGCCAGUCAGAAGCGACGUCACAGCCCAACAUCGACACAGAUCUGGGUGAGAAGCAGUUGUUGGAUCCCAGUGAAGAAACGCACUGUCCGAAGGAGCUUCAGCAAUCUCUCAGUAGGUCUAAGAGGAGCCGAAGGGGUCCAGUAAUCGAGGCAGAUGGCAUGCUGAAAAUGUUUCACUGUCCGUAUGAAGGCUGCAGCCAGGUGUACGUGGCCAUCAGCAGUUUCCAGAAUCAUGUGAACCUGGUGCACAGGAAGGGCCGGACCAAAGUCUGUCCUCAUCCAGGCUGCGGGAAGAAGUUUUAUCUGUCCAACCAUCUUCAUCGGCACAUGAUCAUACACUCAGGUGUACGAGACUUUAUAUGUGAGACUUGCGGCAAGUCGUUCAAACGCAAGAAUCAUUUAGAGGUGCACAGACGAACACACACAGGAGAGACGCCGUUACAAUGUGAGAUAUGUGGGUAUCAGUGUCGACAGCGAGCGUCACUCAACUGGCACAUGAGGAAACACACGUCCGAAGCCCACUUCAACUACACGUGUGAGCACUGUGGCAAACGCUUCGAGAAACUCGACAGCGUCAAGUUCCACAAACUUAAAAGCCAUCCAGACAAACAGCCAACCUGAAAGACGCUUAAAAAAAGGGAAAAAAGAGCAUUAGUAUGUUUAUAAAGGCCAUUAAACAAAGUGUUUCUUUAGCAGUAAUUGCAUUUGUGCACUUUUAGUAAAAACUGUUUUGUAAAAAUCAGGACCUGCUUGAUAAAUAAUCGAAUAGAGGACAAAUGGACCUGCAAAAACACAGAGACAUUGAUCCAGAGAAUCAAAACCAUUCGUUUUCUUGUCUGUCUAAAGUGUGUUCUUUUUUUUUUUUUCUUUUUUUUUCUCAUUCCUGUGCUGGACACAGAAAAACAAAACUACUUCUUCUGCUGUCACUGCAUGAACAAACAUAUUAAAAUUUACACCUGUUUUUUUUGUUAAUCCCAUAUUUUAAUCAUACAGUCCAAAUCAGGGUGAUAUAAUUAACAUACAUCUGCUGUACCUCGCAGAAAAACAUACUGCUUCAUAAAACCCUUUAUUUUACAUCCAAUCCACAUGUUUAAAAACUUAUGUUAGGAAAUAACCUUGUAUGUAGCCCGAAAUAUUCCUAUAUUGUCAUAUAUAUUAACAGACAAGCUAUAAUGUAACUUCAGCGGUUGUGCAUUUUCCCCAUACAUUUCAAUUGUACGCACAUAACUGUCAACACAUCAUUUUUUAUGAUUUUCUUUCUUGGUAACACUUUACAAUAAGGUCUCAUUUGUUAAAGGCACAAUAUGUAAGUUUUUUGGAUUAAAAUAUCAGGUGAGCAACUGUUUGGAUACAUUCAUCGACAGAAAACUAAUCAUGUUAUAUAGUUCAACACAGUAAGUCUUAUUGUUUAACGCAGAAUAGCAUUAUAACAACUUUCAACACACAAAUGUGUCUAAUAUGAUAAACAGCGCUGGUUUACCUCACCUACUCAUGACUGGAAGAAGCGGAAGCGCUCGUCUGUGGCAUAAUAAAAGCUCAACUGCUCUAGAGCCGUGUGUUGCACUCGUCUCUAAUUAGCAAUCACUCCAGCGGCUUCGUUCCGAUCCAUACCCUGCUAUAUACUACUACAUACUACUGUUAAUAAAUCUUUAAUACAUUAGCUCAUCCAUGAAUAUGAUUUCUGCCCAAGUCCCGUCAGAUUAUUUCCCACUGGCUAUAGACGUGAAGACAAUAUCUCCCAUGAUUCCGCGAAAUCAAGGCGUCAUCAAGCUACACCUUUGUUUUGAAUAAGCGACCUCUAGUGGUGAAAAAUUACAUAUUGUGCCUUUAACAUUCAUUAUUGUAUUUGUUAACAUGAGCUAAUAAUGCACUAUUUUUAGAGUAUAAAAAAUAUGAAUUAAUCUUUGUUAAUGUUAGUUUAUAAAAAUUAGUGUAAAGCAAUUGUUCAUUGUUUGUGUUCACAGUAAAAAUGUAAUUAAUAAAUAUUGAAAUAAACAGACUAAAAUUAAUGGUAAAACUUUAAAAUCAUUUGUUAACAGAACAAACAAUGAGCAAUAUAUUUUUAAAGCAUUUAUUAAUCUUUGUUAAUGCUAGUAAAAAUCUAAUUGUUCGUAGUUUGUUUGUGUUAGUUCACAGGUCAUUUAGUAAUGUUAACAAAUACGUCUUUGGAUUUUAAAAAUUAAUUACUGAAUGCUGAAAUUAUAAUUGACUAAAGAUUAAUAAAUCCUGUUGAAGUGUUGUCAUUGUUAGUUCAUGUUUACUAAUAUAGUUAACUAACAGAUGAAACCUUAUUGUAAAGAGUUGCCAAAUAAAUAAAUGUAUAAAAUAUUGUUCAAUGUUAGUUCAUGUCAUCUAAUGCAUUUUAACUAUUGUUGAAAAUGAGACCUCACUGUAAAGUGUUACCAGUUUAUUUCUUCUAUUUAACUCAGAAUUUUCCAAACUUUUAGAAUCUUAAGCUGGAAUUUUGUGGUUCAACGCAAUCGAACAUAUAUUUGUUUGUUGUUAUGCAAAUACAUUCUUUCGUUUGUAUAUUAUUUUGGUUCACCUUGGUGCUGUUGAUAAUAUCAACCUUUCCUCCUGCUUAUGAUUGGGUUUUUUCCCUCGGCUCAUUAGUAAGUUAAACGUUAUAUUUCAGCUACCUGAAAGUAUUUUUAAUGUAAAUGUAGACAUGUAAACAUUCCAAAAUACAACAAAUACACAAUCGCUCAGAGUCACGUGCACUAAAACAGGAGUAAAUCUUGCAGCGUAAUCUAAAAUCCUUUAUUGAAAAAGAGCCGAGCACAGCUUCUUGCUCCAUGAAAAGUUGGGAACGCUGUCAUGCUGUUUUAUCAAUGAAGGGAAGUGUUAUCGAAUGCUUCAACUCUCAGGUAUAAAGAAAGUUCCCUUUGUGCCGCGUUCAUUUGAAUUUCUUUGUGUUGUUGUUUUGAUGUAAAUGUUCCGUUUUUGUGCGUCAUGUUUUUCCUACAUUUUUCAAGUCCCUGGUAUGUUUUAUUAAGAGAGAAAGUUUCGCUGCAGUGGAUGAACGAAUUAAAGAGUGACUGAAACCACAAUGGCCUUGUUUGAAGUGUUAUGAAGGCGUUGAGUCAUAACUACACACGCGCCCUUGAGCUGUCAGAAACUGUGACGGCCGCUUGUUUAAUUGGCUGGCUGAAGUUGGGAAAAUGCAGGUUUGUCCACAGAUGGAGCAACAAUGACGUCAAUGUUCCUCUUAAUCCACAUAUUGUACCUGCAUAAUUGACUAAGUAAUGCUUUUAUAAAAGUCAUUCUCUUUUCCUUGUCUUUCCCUUUUUUUGAGCUUUUCAAACCUACUUUUUCAUCUUUCCUUUUGAACAAACUUUGUUCUUAUUUUCUUUAUUCUUAUUCUUUUUGUUGUUGUUGUUGUUGUUGUUUCCUCCAAGAACUGUUUAAUGUAAUUCAAGCUUUCCAUUUUUUUUUUUUUUGCCUUUUCCUUCGGAACUUUUGAAUUUUCUUUUGAUAGUUUUUUUUAGUGCUGUCAAAUCGAUAAAUCAAUAAAAGGUAGAAAGUCAAAGUCAAA